Molecule: messenger RNA, 723 nt
Organism: Cyprinus carpio (common carp)
Lineage: Eukaryota; Metazoa; Chordata; Actinopteri; Cypriniformes; Cyprinidae
Product: mast cell protease 1A-like
Biological process (GO): proteolysis
Molecular function (GO): serine-type endopeptidase activity
Source: RefSeq, a predicted model, not a curated record
CUUGGAGAACUCAGUCUCUCCACCCACCAUCGAACUAUAUAUACAGUGAUCUCCAGUGAGAGCUCAUUUAUUGUCUUCAUCAUGAUCAUCAUCUCUCUGCUCCUGCUGGCCUCUCUGCUGCCACACCUGACCUUCACUGCUCGUGUGAAUGUGGGUAUAGUGGAUGGCACAGAAGCAAAACCCCACUCCAGACCUUACAUGGUUUCUGUUCAGUCGAAUAAGACACAUAUCUGUGGUGGAUUCCUCAUUUCUGAUGAGUUUGUGUUGACUGCUGGUCAUUGCAGGAACGGAUCUCAGAUUCUGACAGUUGUGGUUGGUGCUCAUGACUUAAGGAACAGUAAGAAUUCAGAUCGCAUCGGAGUGAAGUCCUACAUUCCACAUCCAAGCUAUACGAUUCAUCUUCCCUGGAAUGACAUCAUGCUUUUGAGGUUACAGGAAAAAGUCAACCUAAACAACGAUGUUAAAUGGAUAUCAUUACCAAAGAAAGGUGAAGAUGUCGAGGUGAAUACUCUCUGUAGUGUUGCGGGCUGGGGACAACUGCAGACUAAUGGCCCACUGAGCAGUCUUCUAAUGGAGGCAAACGUGCAUGUAAUGAACAACAGCGAAUGUUACAAGAGGUGGGGACAGACUUACUACUCAGUCGAACAGAUGAUGUGCACACGUGGCAAUGGUGGAUCCUGCCGUGGGGAUUCUGGGGGUCCUUUUAUUAAUAUAAAAACAUAA